This is a messenger RNA of Stegodyphus dumicola, 2569 nucleotides long. RefSeq lists its product as uncharacterized. Gene Ontology annotation, molecular function: transmembrane receptor protein serine/threonine kinase activity. The record is from RefSeq and is a predicted model, not a curated record. Gene Ontology annotation, cellular component: membrane. Lineage: Eukaryota; Metazoa; Arthropoda; Arachnida; Araneae; Eresidae.
CGCGGUUCAGUCAGCCAGUAACACGUGCUAAAGGAAGUGAGUAAGAGCGUAACAAGAUGAUGCUUUGGAUUAUCUUCUUCAUCUUUAGUCUAAGCAAAUGUGACGCUGGAUACAAAGGUAUAAGUAUCACUUGCGUAUGCAGUACAACACAUUGCCUUGAACAUCGUAUGCAAAACUGCAAUACAACAGGCAUGUGCUUCAGCCAGUAUUUAGACCGGCGCGAUGGGAGCCAUCCUGUAGUAAGAGGUUGUAUAUCAAGUAAAACACCGCUGCUGUGUGAAAACCGGAAACCUGCAAUUGCGAGAGGUUCAUGGCCUGUGCUACUCUGCUGCAAUAGCAACAUGUGCAACCGAGAUGCUGUUCCUACAGCACCCCCGUGGCUCGUUCAAGAUAGCUUAGAAAAUGAAACUUCCAUAAUUCAUAAAGAACAGUUAUCAGGUUUCACCGAAAAAACAAGUCUAAGACCAGCUCCUGUCCUUGCUGAAAUAUCAUCAUCUAAUCAACAAGAAACAGCAAGUGAUUCUUCCUCUUUCUAUGCUCCAACCAAGUCGAAAUCGACGUCUUCCCUCCCUCACAUUGUCAGCCCUGUCUACAUUUCUGUUCUUGUGCUUGGUAUCAUUAGCCUCAUUAUCAUUGGAAUCGUGGCUGCCGUCAUGCUCAAACGUAGUAAUCGAUUCUAUAUAGAACAGUAUGGUGCACUCGAACACCAGCAUGAGCAGGGGUACUUAAAACAGGCCAGAGCGCCCUUCCCACCUCCUGUGCACAUCCACUGUGAUUGUGACUCUGAAGUGGAAUCUCUCAGUCAGUGUUCUCAAUCAUACGUCCACGUCAUGUAUCCAAACAGGAACUCUGACAGCACUUGAUAUAUAGGAUGAUAACUCAUUUGUGAUCAAAUACUACGUGGCACUUAUCAAGACGAGUGAUAUUAUGAAUUGUAUUACCUAACACGUGUUGCUGUUUUGUAAUUAUAAACGCAAUGAAAGCAACAGUUAUUUUAUGAAUUAGAUAUAUUUUAACAUCGUUUGUGCUGGUGCAGCUGAAACUGUGUUUAUAGUUAAUAGAUCUAAAAGAAACCUGUUUGAAAAGAUAAGUGAUAAGCAAUAUUUUGAGUAAAAAAAUUCGCUGUUUAAAAUACAUUUUGCCAAUUUUGCAAAGUGGCAAAUUCAAAUUUUUAAUCACAUUUGAAAUGGUACAUUCAAGUGAACUCAUUGAUUCAAGUUAGUGCUGUUUGAACAAUUUUUUAAAACUGAGCAGAUAUUUAGUUGAAGCAAUAUAUUUAAUUAUUUUCCUAAACUUAAAAUUGUUGCGUGAAUUAUUUUUGAGACAUUAUGGAAAAUACCUACUUUUAGGUAAUGAUUCUGGAUUAUACGUACCUAAGAAUAUUUUCACUAUAAAUUUCAUAUUUUCUAACAGUUGUAUGUAUAGUGAUGAAAUAUUUUAUGUUAAAUAUGUGCUGUUUGUAAUAGUUUGUAACUAAUACAUAAGUUAGAGCUUAAUAUUAGUGUUAUUGUGGUAAAUUUAAUCGAAUGACAUGGAUUUAUUAUAGAAGUCAUUGUAUUAACAGUUUAUUACUUCUUGUAUUUAAAUCCAUAUUAAGCAAUGACCAAUCUUAUAAAUUAAAUAUAUCUAUGCAAAAAAUGAUAAACAAUACAUUUUUGUUAAGUAUAUAAAAUUAUUUUUAGUUUAAAUUUUGUAUAUUUAGCAGUUGUAUAAUUAUGAGAUAUUUCAAGUAUAAGAAACUGCUUUUAUAAUUAUUUAUAACCUCUUCAGGAGUAACUUAUUAUUAAUGUAAUUGUGCUGAAAUGUAGAUGAAUUUUAUGUCUUUGUUACAAAACUUCAUUUCUGUAUUAAAAGUUAUUAUUUUAUGUAUUUAAAUAUAUAUUAAGCUAUGACAUUUUAAUUUAUAACCGAAAUUUAUCUGCGAGAAUCAUGAUUAAUGUGAUAAACUGUAUACAUAGAAGUAAAUGAUAAGAAGGUUGUAUACUUCCUCUUCAUAUGUAUUCUUUAUUUAAAUUCUAAAAGAUCUGUUUGCGUCAAAGGCGGCUAUUUGUAGCAAUACCAGUCUAUUGCAUUGAAGCCAAACUUACUGGAUUAAUUACAUCUCACAAAGUUAGAGAUCCUAUAUGAGAAUGUUUAUUAGUUUCCACAAAUUAGUGACGUUGAUUAAAAAGAAAAAAGAAAAAAAAAACUGCUGAUCAUGCAAUGAUAAUGAAUUAUUUAAAUUUUUGAAUGAUGUUAUUUUUAUAUGGUAUUAAAUAUCCAUGGAAGGUUGUCAUACUAUAGUGUUUAUUAUUAAUGUACUAAUUCUGCACAUCGCGAUCAAUUUUGUUUUAUUGCAAAUAAUAUGUACGGUUUUUAUUCGAUAGAAUUCAUCAUUUGUUUUAGUAUAAUUUGUGAUCAAACAAGGAAUAAAAUGAAGUCCUAAUUAUUAAUAGGAAAUACAUCAUUGAUGACUUUUCAUCUCUUUUGUAAAUGUACAUAUGAGACAAAGUUAACAUAUAUCAUUUAAGUAUGUAUAUAAUGUUUUUGUAAAUAACACAUCUUUUAAGUUAUUAAACAUUUUCUUCAC